UCUGACUGGGCCAGCGCUGACUGGGCUUUCGAUUUUGUUGCUUAGCGAUCAGCUGGCUCUUUGUAUUGACGUGGAAAUCAUAUUGAUGUGUUGUUAAAAAUGCAGUCAGACUCACUCUGAUGAAUGCAAGUAGAACAAUUAAUACAGGACGCUUAGACAGGCUUUAGGUGGUACUGUAUGUCGCGGCGAAACUGCUUGUUAUGGCAGAGCUGCCUCAGCUGGGUAAACACUGUCACGUGGAAUCAUGCAAUCGUUUAGAUUUUUUACCUUUUGAGUGUGUGCACUGCAAGAACACGUUUUGCAGUGACCACCGUACAUCGGACGCUCAUGUGUGCGAUCAAGUGCAGACCCACAUUCUUUCUGACAAGGAGGCCAAGUGCAGUAGGACUGGAACACUUUUCGGAUGCACAUUUAGUGAGUGCACUCAAAAGGAGCUCACACCAAUAGCCUGCGGACUGUGCGCUGCUAAUUUUUGCGUGCGGCACCGCCACGCUCAGGACCACAAGUGCAAAUGUCUCCAAUCACAGGCGGAGCACAUGCCUCUUACCACAAAGGUGGUACAGAAAAUAUUGGAGUCAAAGAAGCCAGCCGAAAAAACCAUGUCAAGCAAAGCAAGUAUAUCUCCAACUGCACAGAAGGUGAAACUGAUGAAAAUGAAGAUGCAUGCUGCUGGAGAAAAAAAUGUCCCCCUAGCCGACAGGGUGUAUUUUGAAGUAUACUUCCCAAAAGGCCACAAGGUUCGCUCAAAGCCCUAUCAUUUUUCAAAGUUAUGGACUGUGGGGAGAGCAAUUGACAGCACUGCUAUAAUUGAGAAACUUCCAAACCAGAACAACCGGCAGACUGAAAAGAGGCUGCUGCUGUUCCGUGCAAGUACCUUAAAGGCACUUGGCGUGAGUGACAGCUUUGAGACACUGUUGAACUCAAAGCUCCUCAAUGAAGCUGAAACAUUAGUUCUUGAAUAUGUUCCUCCAAACUGUGAUUCAUUAUCAGCAGACUAUAAUUUUGAGGAAACUUGAGCUUCUUCCAUCGCUGGAUAGGAAGCAACUUAUAGGAUAGAGGCUCACGUCUGUUCCAAGACACGUUUGUGUAACUGUGCUUGUUUUGUAGCAAUUUGUAGCUCUACAGUUGAACAUGCAGCAGGCUUUCACUACGAUAGUUAUUCUUGAAACUUGUACUACCAAGUGCACACAUGAGAUUUCAGCUCCUGACCAUGGUGGCUACAUUCUAACAAGGAAAAAAAUGUUUAUGUUCUUCUGCAGAGGCAGCACUAUUGCGUUGUGCUAGAUUCUACAUUGCACAUUGAUAACCAAGGUGCAAAUUUGCAAAAGUGUGCUUAGGAAUGUGAAUUCGAGAGAAGCAACUAGCAUAAAUGAUGGCUGGCGGACAACGCAUUUUAUAAAUUGCUUUUGCGGCAUCUACAUGAAACAAGACUACAUGCUUAUUUUUUUUCUCGACAUCUUAUGCCACAUGGCACCCCAGGAGAAAAGAAAGCUUCAACAGACCAUCGACACUGCCAUGCGCAGAUAUAUGCGUAGGUUGAUAUUUUGAUGUGACAGGAUUCUUGGUACAGUGCCAGAAAUAAUAUGCCUUUAGACUUCAAUGCACCCACUGGGUCCAGUUUUGGUCAAAUGAAAUCUUGUGAAGGUGUAAUAACCUAAAAUGUUAUUGUCCAAGUAUACUGCCCCUGAAGCCUCCACAAGAGUUCCUGGCUCUAGAAUAGAAAUUUACCGUUAUCCAAGCACUGCAAAAGCUGCCUAAAACUAGAAAUUCCAAAGGAACUCAUUACUCGCUCUGAAAUGAUGUGUAUUGAGAGUGAAGACAUCUGUGCGAGGCAUGUCAUGGUGUUAAAGGAGGUACAGCUAGCAAAACGAAGUAGAAAUGCUUGACAUACAUACAUUUUUUAAAUGUUUGUUAUAUUUGAACACGUGUUUUAAAAUGUCUUGAUUUUAGCACUUGGUGUGCGUGAGUACACUUUUCACAUUAUUCUUGCUUUAUUCUAUACUCUCUACUUUUAUCAAAACACAAAUUAUCAUAAACCAUUCUUGUUGUUCCUGUAACUUAUGAUGCAGGCCUACAUAAUAAAAUGCUUUGUUUGUUGCUUA
Rhipicephalus sanguineus (brown dog tick) is the source of this 2102-nucleotide messenger RNA. RefSeq names its product AN1-type zinc finger protein 1. NCBI's taxonomy places the organism in Eukaryota, Metazoa, Arthropoda, Arachnida, Ixodida, Ixodidae. Gene Ontology annotation, biological process: proteasome-mediated ubiquitin-dependent protein catabolic process; protein targeting to ER. Gene Ontology annotation, cellular component: endoplasmic reticulum; cytoplasm. Gene Ontology annotation, molecular function: zinc ion binding. The coding region runs from base 201 to 1016 and encodes 271 amino acids. The record is from RefSeq and is a predicted model, not a curated record. The transcript is spliced from 7 exons.